AAUAAGCAAAUCAUAUAAACAAUGUUUAAUUCAUUGACAAAGCUUCUCUCUGCAAGAAACAUCAAUUUUUGUACAAAAUGUAACUUUGCUCUUGUAAAAACUAAUAUUCCAUCAAGUAAAGACUACAUAAAAGACAUGCCUAUAAAUCAAUAUGUAAUUUCACCACACAAAAGGAACAGAGUUUAUGUUUGGGGUAAUUUACGCACUGGCGCCCUUGGAAUACCACAUUCAAAGAAGAAAGAGAAUAUUCAUCAGGUUAUGGGCUUCAAAAGUCCAAAACGAAUGCAUUUUGCUGAAAAUAAUAAUGUAAUGAGUGUGGCAGCAGGUUUUGGCUUCACUUUAUAUGCAACAGAGAAUGAAGUAUUUGGAACAGGCAUUAAUGCUGAAUCACAAAUUGGUUAUCAUGAAGUGAGACAUGAUAAACCAUUGGGAUUGCUGUUUGCACCCAUGAGUAUUCAUUUGGAUGCAUUUUCAACAGUAAAAAAUGGAAAAAUUAACAAAAUCAGUGCUGGAAGAGCACAUAGUGCUGUAUUAACCAAUACAGGAUUGUAUUUGUUUGGAAGUAAUGCUUAUGGACAAUGUGGGAGGAAAGUUAUUGAAGAUGAAGUUUAUUCAGGCAGCAGAAUAUUAAAUUUUGUUGAAAAUAUUGAUGGGAAGAAGAUUACAGAUGUUGUAUGUGGACAAGAUCACACUUUAGUAAUAUUAGAGGAUGGCAGCGUAUAUAGUUGUGGAUGGGGUGCUGAUGGACAAACUGGUCUAGGACACUACAAUUCCACAGAUAAUUUCGCGCAAAUAAAAGGUGAUGUCGCUGGUGAAAGAAUAACUCACUUGGCGUGUCGAUCUGAUUUUGUUUUAGCUUUAACCGACAAAAACGAAGUUUUUGGUUGGGGUAACACUGAAUACAGCCAAAUGUCGCUUUCUGAUGGCUCUCAACAAGUAUGCAAUCCAACUCAUCUCUCAGCAUUCAAUAAAAUAGGAAAAGUUACUUCAGUUGCAACUGGUGGAUCAUUCUGCCUUGCAUUGACUGAAACUGGUGAUGUAUACGUUUGGGGUUUUGGUUUAUUAGGUCUUGGACCUCUUGUACAAGAAACUAAGAUUCCUACAGUCAUACCAAGAACUUUGUUUGGUCAUAAUGAGUUUAAUAAUGAUUCGAAGGUUGUUUCUGUGCAUGCAGGACUAUCACACAUGGCUGCAAUCACUAAUAAAGGUGAUUUAUAUACUUGGGGUCGUAAUAGGUCCUAUUGUUUGGGUCUAGGCUUUGAUAAAGAUCAAUAUUUUCCAUUGAAAGUGGCGUUAGGAGGAGCUGUUAAGGAUGUAAGUUGUGGUUUGGAUCAUAUGAUAGCUGUUUGUAACAGUUAUAUUAGUGAACAAGUCGAAUAAACAUUUUUACAUUUGAAA
This is a messenger RNA of Dalotia coriaria, 1398 nucleotides long. Its product is annotated as RCC1-like G exchanging factor-like protein. Lineage: Eukaryota; Metazoa; Arthropoda; Insecta; Coleoptera; Staphylinidae. The transcript has 5 exons. Gene Ontology annotation, cellular component: mitochondrial inner membrane. Gene Ontology annotation, molecular function: guanyl-nucleotide exchange factor activity; rRNA binding. The coding region runs from base 22 to 1380 and encodes 452 amino acids. Gene Ontology annotation, biological process: positive regulation of mitochondrial translation. The record is from RefSeq and is a predicted model, not a curated record.